Aspergillus brunneoviolaceus CBS 621.78 is the source of this 1704-nucleotide messenger RNA. RefSeq names its product putative bicyclomycin resistance protein. The record is from RefSeq and is a predicted model, not a curated record. The transcript is spliced from 5 exons. The coding region runs from base 184 to 1704 and encodes 506 amino acids. Gene Ontology annotation, molecular function: amine transmembrane transporter activity. Gene Ontology annotation, biological process: transmembrane transport; amine transport. NCBI's taxonomy places the organism in Eukaryota, Fungi, Ascomycota, Eurotiomycetes, Eurotiales, Aspergillaceae.
GGGUGAUAAUCAAAGAGGCUGACUGUUAUCUGAGCGGUGCUUGAGAAGUAUUAUUAGAAGACAUUCUCCGGCCAUGGGCCCCGGUGAAGGGCAGAAAUUGAGUCAACUCAAGCAAUUUUUGGGCUAGGCAAGAGAGUAGCCCCCCUUUCACCUUCCCCUUGGACCACUUUCGACCAGGCCAUCAUGUCGAACGAAAAGCAACACCAACAAGAAGAGGUGCAGAUCGUAUCUCAACCGCGAUUGCCAGCUCCCCUGGACCCUGUCCCUGCAAGCGCCCAGGAGAAUAGCCCAGUAGCCGAGAUCCGACCGCACACCUCUGCGUACACCGUCCUGUCGCCACAGCGCCAACGCCUUAUUCUCACCUUGGUCACUAUUGCAGGGUUCCUCGGGCCUUUUGCGGGCAACAUCUAUCUCCCGGCCUUACCGGUCCUUGAAGAUGCCUUUCAUGUGACCGCAACCGAGAUCAAUGUGACGGUGACCGUAUUUAUGGUGGUGUUUGCCUUCGGGCCCCUCUUCUGGUCCAGCUUCGCCGACCGUGGGGGCAGACGGCCGCUCUACCUGUCUUCACUCCUGGUCUACAUUGCGGCUAACAUCUUGCUGGCCGUGAUCCCGGCCAACUAUGGAGCUCUCAUCGUUCUGCGCAUCGUUCAGGCGUUUGGAUCAGCCGCGGUGGUCUCACUGGGCGCAGGAACAGUCGCAGAUAUCACCGAGCCUAAAAAGCGCGGACGGGCGAUGUCGUACUUUCUCUUCGGCCCGCAGUGUGGGCCAAUCUUCGGACCCUUGAUCGGCGGCGCCAUAGCGGGGAAUACCUCGUGGAGAUGGAUCUUUGGGUUCCUGGCCAUCUCCGGCGCCGUCUUGUGGCUGGCCCUACUCUUCUUCCUCCCUGAAACCCUACGAGCCCGCGUCGGCAACGGCGGCCUCUACGCUGACAAAAGUUGGCUCCUUUGGCCGCCGCGCUGGAUAUCUCCGGAAGCAGAGGAGAGCGCACGGGGCCUCUUGCCACCGAAGCCCACUCUGCACGGCUACUGGAGACUGUUCUCCUACCCCCCGAUCGGUAUCGCAUGCGUCAACACAGCGCUGCUCUACUCCUCCUACUUCUGUAUUGCCAUCCAGCUGCCCUCCGCUCUGGAGGGCGUCUACGGCUGGUCCACCAGCGCCGUCGGCGCGGGCUAUGCCGUUGUCGGUGUCGCCAUGAUCAUCGGCUCCAUGGCCGGCGGUCGCUUCUCCGACUGGCAGCGCACGCGUCUCGAGCAGAAGUUGGGUGCCCAGCGCAUCACGCCCGAGAUGCGUCUUAAUGACCAGAUCUGGGGGCUCGGAGUCGCUUCAGUCGGGCUGAUCUGGUUUGGCUUCUUCGUGCGCUACUCCAUUCAUCCGGCGGCGACUCUGAUUGCGACUUUCCUAGUUGGAUCCGGCAUGUCGUGGAUGUUCGUCGCCUCCAACAGCUUCCUUACGCUUUGCGUGGCUCAGCAGGCCGCGGGGGCGUUCGCGUUGGGUAACAUGCUGCGCAGUCCCGGCGCGGCGGUCGCGGCGGUGGUGGUGGGCCCGCUCGUCCAGCAAAUGGGCUGGGGUUACUGUUUCCUGGGAUUGGCGUUGCUGGACCUCCUGGCUGUUGGGUCGAUGCUCGUCGUGCUGCGGACGCAGUCGCCGCGGUGGCGGCGGGAGAGGAAUGCGAGGAAUGCGAAGACACAGAGGCCAGGCCAGUAG